AGGCUGCGACAGGAACUCUUCCGUUCGGUCAUUUUCUCGGCAGUUUUUUAUUGUUUAGUGUUUGUGACAUCUCAGCUAGGCCUCAGCUGCUAGAAACCCGUGCAAGCAAGGGUGAUGUCGUCUGUUUCGUCUCAGAUGUGCCCAACUGGGCUGCGCGUGCUGCAGGACCCCGGCAUUGGCCAGAAUCCGGCGGCAGACAGCGAGAAAUAGGCCAGUUCGCACCUUCUGAGUCUCGCGCCAGGCCGCACAGCCUGGCCACCUUACUUCAGCAGAAUGAUGCAGCCAGCGACCUCGUCAUAUUUUUCUUCUGCAUUCAACCAACAGGUUGUAACCAACGGACUCCCUGGAAUUGGCAGAGGCAGAGGGUACGCUUCCCCUGCAGAAAACACCAGCGUAUUUUUUGCUGGCAGAGAGAAGAGAAAAGCCAAAGGUUCUCGUUCAUCUUCACCGAUGGAGAGUGGCAGUGCAGCUGCGGCCGUACUCUACGCCAGGUAUCCCCAAAUGAAAGACCUCGGGGUAGUAGAACGGACUGGUCCGCCCCACGAACCUCUGUUCACGGUCGUCGUGAGCGUAAAAGGACGGCAGUUCCGUGGCGUUGCUGCGUCGAAAAAAGCAGCCAAACACGAGGCAUGUCGCGCUGCACUUCGGGAGCUUCACCCGGACGGCUAUGGACAACCAGUAGAACCCAACAGCAACCACGCAAUGGCCAACGGCGUCGGCCAUUGUGUCGACUCUGAAGCUGCUGCUUCUUGUGUUGAAAUUCUACCGUCGGAGAACGGACACGCGAACGGCACAAUUCAGUGCAAUGGAAACGGCGCGAGUGCGGACUUCGGUGCUAGUGCGGCGAGUACCGGCGCACUGUUACCGGGCGGACGUUGUCCGUUCGUUGGCUCCAAGUCGUGGAAUCCUGCUCGACGGCUUCGGAGUCAGUUGUGCGACAUGCGCUGCCCGGCUGAAGUGUCACAGAAGUUCCAGAAGAGCGCCUUGAUGUUGUUGAAUGAAUUAUUUGGCAGUGACGUGGAGUGGGGCGAUUUUGAAACGUGCGGACCACCGAACAAGCGCACCUUUCGUAUUAUCCUGAAGGUGAAAGUGGGCGGUGGUGAGAUUCGUGAUUUCCCUGGUGAGUCGGGCAAGAAGCGAGAGGCGAAGCAGGUCGCGUCCUUUGCUGCUCUCAAGCAGCUGUCGAUGGAGGGCGAAGAGGAGGACUUUGGCGAGAGUGAAGGCGAAGGUAGCUUCAACACGAACCUGUUGUUGGCAAGUGGUGGCAGUGCUGCUGCUGCCGCCGCAGGUACAGCUGCUGACGGUGUCGGCAAGCCUGAGAGGGACGACAUUCUGUCUGGACGAGGUGUUGGUCGGCCUCGGCGAAUGGCGCCACGCAAGGCUCGCAAGACACCCCUACAGCAGCUGAACGAGAUGCUGCCCAACACGCCGUUCACGCUGAUCGACGAAGUCGGCCCGGCGACGGGCCGCUUCACAUUCGCCGUCACCGUACGCGGACAAACGUUCCACGGCACCGGCGUGUCGAAGAAGGAGGCGAGCCACCGCGCCGCCGCCCAGGUCCUGCAGAGCAUCUACAGCAUCAACUUUGACGACAUGGAAGCCAGCAGCGAGCACAGCGGUGGCCGAUUCGACGACCGCAGCGGGCAGGCGACGCCGGACAUGCUGUCGGAAAGCGGCGCCGGUGCCGCCGACUUCGGAAGUGGGGGCGCGGCGGCAGGCGACCGAGCCGAGACGCCGUGCGACGAGCAAGCGCAGCUGGCGUCUGGCCUGUCGCAGCGGCCGUCCAAGCUGCACGCCGAGGUGGCGCGUCAAAGCCUGGGCAAGUACCACGAGCUGACCGCGCUCAUACCGCUGACGGCGGUCGGACGCAAUAUCUUCGCCACCAUCGUGAUGCACAAGUACCCGCCGCAGCCAGCGCGAGCAACAAGUUGCCAGUCUAGUAAUGGUGCUUGUGCCGGCAUGGCUGGCAUCAAGGAGGAGGAGAAUGACGUUACGUGCAGCAACAAAGACGACGAGGAGGAUGACCCCUUGCCUGGUGGAUUCGAAGUCGUGGCUAUCGGCACGGGCACCAAGGUUAUCGACGGCAAUUGCCUGAGUACGGAGGGCAAUCGCGUUCAUGAUUGUCACGGCGAGGUCGUAGCUCGACGCGCGUUUGUGCGCUAUCUGUACCGUCAGCUGGAGCUGUGCGUUGAGUCUCUGGACACCAGCGCUGCCGCAGCUGCUUCGAGCAACAACUCCAUAUUCGAGUAUGUGGGCAGCAGCCGCGGCUUCGCAUUGAGGGACGGGAUUGACUUCUACAUGUAUGUCAGCUCGUCACCCUGCGGGGAUGGCCGUGUGUUUGUCGCAGCGGACAACUGCACAACGCGUAAACAGGACAACCACCCGCGCCGCAUAUCCCGUGGACUGUUGCGGUACAAGGUGGAGAUCGGCGAGGGUACGUUGCCAAGCGGCGACGAUCACAUUCAGACGCUGGACGGCAUUCUUGGUGGCGAGCGGCUGCGGACCAUGUCGUGCUCUGACAAAAUGCUGUGCUGGAAUGUGCUGGGCCUGCAGGGAACCCUGCUGACUCACUUCAUCGAUCCUGUGUACGUGAAGGCCAUCGUCGUCGGCAACCUCUACUCGCACGAGCACAUGAAGCGCGCGCUGACCAGCCGCAGUGUCGGCGCGGAGCUGUGCGGCCCCUAUGCUGAGAGCUUGCAGAACCCGCCCGAGCUGACGCACCUGCCGAUUCAGGCGAUUGUCGAACGCCGCGAUACCGCCCGUGCCGCAAUUCACAGCUUUGACUGGACCAGCGGAGAUGCAACCCUGGAGAUUCUGCAAGGCUCAUCCGGCCUUCAAGUCGCAGAGUCUGCGGCCCGCAUCUGCAAGCGCUCCUUCUUUGAGCGUUUCACUGCACUGCGUGAGCGCCUAGCAAGCAUUGGCCUCACUAACUUAGAUGUCCUAAAUAUCAAACUGUGCGACACCUACCGUGGGGUCAAGUCCCAGGCUAUAGCGCACCGCCAAGCGAAGAAGGCGCUCAUGUCCCAUCUGGAGAAGUCGAACGGCUUUUGGAUGAAGAAACCAGUGGAGGUUAGCGACUUCUACCUGUGAGAGACUCGGUGUGAUGUGCGUGCGUGUGUUUCUGUAUGUGUGUGCGUGCGCGCGCGUGUGUGUGUGUGCAUGUAACUAUCUGUUCGUUUGUAUGUUUGUACGGUCACUACGGCAGUUUUGUGUUGGCGAAGCAAUGCUUCCAUGCUAGAUGCCAGCCAGUCCGUUUUUGUUAUUGUCAGUGUGUCUUGUGUUGUUUAAGCUGAUGUGUUUGUUGCUACUGCUGCUGCUGCUGGUGAUGGUGCUGCAGCUGGUGCUCUUGUUGUUUCGCUUCGCUACUUCGGCUGGAUGUUGGCUGUGCGUGUAUGUUGGUCCAGUCCAGUCGAGUGUGUCGUUGUAUAAUUCUACUACUGUUGAAAUAGUAUCGCCAGGGCUGUGUCCCACUCCCAUACGGCUUGUGUGUGUGCUCCCCUCCUUGUACCCCCCCCCCCCCCCCGGCAAGAUCCUUCUUAUUUCCGAAUCUCACUGCCCAAGGGUUGCUACUUUAUAAGCUGAAACCGAAGAAGCAUUUCUCAUCCAAGCAUAAACAGUCCCAAGAACUAUUCUUAUGAUACCAAGCGAACCAACUGAAUCCGUAUCUCUGUCUUAUUCCAGCACCAGUUCCUACCGGCAGGACCCGUGGUCCUGCCGGUAGGACGGCAUGCGACCGCAAACCACUCUGAUCACAAUGGCAGAGUUCUUUGCCCGAAUUAAAUUUUUCACUCAUUCUCGUGACGGUGUGUUUCUUCAUUUUUUUCUCUCAUUUUAUUCGUGUUUCCCCUCUAUCUAUUCCAGAGAAGUAUUAUCAUGUUGAUAACCCACAACAAAAAAGUUGCAGUUGUGUUACGCCCUUUUCUUCUCACCUUAAAAGUUUCCACGAACAGUCGGCUUUCUGCCCCCUGCGUCUCUGCCACAGUUGCAACUUUCUUGUUUGUCGAAAGUGGUUUACUCGGCUUUUCCUUGACUCUUUAUUCGGUUUGUAUGUUUUGAUCAUUCUGCCAGUUUUGAGCUUUUCAGAGUGUUUGAAUGUUUCGGCCCUUGGUUUGUUUCAUCGCCAAAUCUUUAUUAUUCAGUGUGUGUUUCUUGUGUUGAUUGCGAUGUUCCGUCCGCUGUGUCACUAUCUCUAUAAUCUUUCUAUUCUGAUGCUGCGUUGGUCAGUCAGUGUCUUUGAUUGAUAAGAAGAGAGUGAUUUCCUCGUGAA
This is a messenger RNA of Sycon ciliatum, 4267 nucleotides long. RefSeq lists its product as uncharacterized. NCBI's taxonomy places the organism in Eukaryota, Metazoa, Porifera, Calcarea, Leucosolenida, Sycettidae. Gene Ontology annotation, molecular function: tRNA-specific adenosine deaminase activity; double-stranded RNA binding; double-stranded RNA adenosine deaminase activity. Gene Ontology annotation, cellular component: cytoplasm; nucleolus. The record is from RefSeq and is a predicted model, not a curated record. Bases 274 to 3090 code for a protein of 938 amino acids. The transcript has a single exon. Gene Ontology annotation, biological process: adenosine to inosine editing; RNA processing.